UUUUCUUUUUUUUUUUUUUUUUUUUUUUUUUUCCAUGUUGGGUUGAGAAGUGGAAGAGGAAAGCAAUUAUUGCACGCGGAAUCAGGGGCAUUAUUUUGGUGAUAUUUUCCUUUUAAAAAAAAAAAUUUCUGAGAUCGGGAAUCGGUUGCGUUUGGAAAGCGAGAAAAUUGGGGGGCGAAAAGAAUAAGGAAAAAAAGGAAAAUGGAGUCGACGGCGGGUGUGAGCAAUCAAGAUGGAAUGUACGGAAGGAUUGGGAGUUCUCCUUCUAGAAGAUUCGGAAUCCAAAUUCCCGAGCCGAGCUUCAUACGCGCUCCCCUGACGGCGCUGUUGGAGCACACCGGUAUUUUCGGAGGAGGCAAUACGCGGUCGUUCGCAGGCGAUCGGAUCGCGGCGCGUCUGUCCACGCGCCGCUCUCUUCAGGACGUGCGUGAAGGAGAAAACUACGCCGGCGAAGAGGACGACGACGACGCCGUCGCGACGGCGGAUGAAGAGGAAGAAGAGGAGGUUUCGAUUAGGAUCAUCGGCGCGACGGAGCAUCAGAGCGAGCAUGGAAAUGUCGUAGACGGAGCCAGUGUCGUCCAACGAAACGGCAAUGGCAAUGCGGGACCGAGUUCGGCGAGUGACGGCGGCGAGGGAAGCGUCGAGUCUGGAAAUGGAGGUGCGAGCAAUGGCAGGGAAUCUUCGUACCAGAGAUAUGAUAUUCAGAAUUUCGCUCGGUGGUUUGAGCAGAUUCUGCCUUUCACUUUGCUUCUUCUUCUCGUCUUCAUUCGACAACAUUACCAAGGUUUCUCAGUUGCAAUUUGGAUCGCUGCCGUGAUGUUCAAAUCGAACGAUAUCGUGCGAAAACAGACGGCUUUGAAGGGGGAGAGAAAAAUUCCUGUUCUGGUGGGAAUCAGUUCAGUUUUCAUACUUCAUGUGAUCUGCUUCUAUUGGUGGUAUAGAAAAGAGGACCUUCUAUAUCCACUGAUUCUAAUUCCUCCUAAAGCGGUACCUCCUUUCUGGCAUGCCAUAUUCAUCAUCAUGAUAAAUGAUAUUAUGGUGCGCCAGGCUGCAAUGGCUGUUAAAUGCAUGCUUUUGGUGUGUUACAAGGAUAUCAGAGGCCGUGAUUACCUUAAGCAGGGUCAAAUGCUUACUCUUGUUGAGUACCUUUUGUUGCUGUACCGUGCCUUGUUGCCUACCCCAGUCUGGUACCGGUUUUUUCUAAACAAGGAAUAUGGAAGCUUUUUUUCUUCCUUGACCACAGGGUUGUAUUUAACAUUCAAGCUUACUUCAGUUGUAGAGAAGGUUCAAUGCUUUUUUGUUGCAUUGAGAGCUCUAUCUCGUAAGGAAGUGCACUACGGGUCUUAUGCCACAUCUGAACAGGUAAACGCGGCGGGAGAUCUCUGCGCGAUUUGCCAGGAGAAGAUGCACGCUCCUAUACUCCUCAGUUGUAAACACAUAUUCUGCGAGGAUUGUGUGUCAGAAUGGUUUGAGAGGGAAAGAACUUGCCCAUUGUGUAGAGCCUUGGUUAAACCAGCAGAACCUCUUUGGCAAGAGAAAGAUGAGGUUGGAGCAAAUGCCAUCCACAGAGUUGCCGCAAAAUUUUCAUUGGCAGUCCGAAAAGUCUCGUGAUAGAAUUGGGAUGGUGAAACGAACGAAUCUUCCCUGUGAUUUUCUCAAAGCCAUUGUUGCUAGUUAGCCUGUUGGUGUAUAAUCUAAAUUCUUAAGAGUAUAGAGGUUUGUAUGUAUUUGUAUCCAAACCACAAAUGGUUAACCUGUCAAAUACGUAAAUCCAUGCAAUAUACUCGUAUAUAUAGAGACAAGAGCAAACAAAGGAAAAACCGUCCACUAAGUUUUAUAUCAACUGUAGAAAAAGAAAGCUUUAAUUUAUUGCUUUCAAGUUUCUUAAGACGAAUCUCACUGCGGCUGAAAUAACAUAG
This is a messenger RNA of Morus notabilis, 1919 nucleotides long. RefSeq names its product E3 ubiquitin-protein ligase RNFT1. The record is from RefSeq and is a predicted model, not a curated record. The transcript has 9 exons. Gene Ontology annotation, molecular function: ubiquitin protein ligase activity. The coding region runs from base 202 to 1611 and encodes 469 amino acids. Lineage: Eukaryota; Viridiplantae; Streptophyta; Magnoliopsida; Rosales; Moraceae. Gene Ontology annotation, biological process: positive regulation of ERAD pathway.